AUGACAAAGUUUUUCACAAUGAGCCAAAGAACGUUUGACGACAGUUAUCUCAAUAGAAAUCCGCUCGUCUGCGACUGCCAGCUGCGAUGGCUCAUUGUGACAGUUCAGGCCGGCGUCUCCAAUCUCACAGUAAAGGAAGCAGUGUGUAGUGAACCCGUGCACCUGAAGGGGCGUGGUAUAAGCAAAGUCACCCAAGCGGAUAUCAACUGCAGCACGCACGAUACGAUUGAGAUAUUAAAGGCCCCUAAUUCUACAUACGAUGUUGAGCCCAAUAUGAAGAUUGUCAUUGCCAUAGAUGUCAUCACGGACCCAGACUGGCAGAACCAGAUUAGCUACAAAUGGUUCUGGUACUUGUCAGUUACCACGGCGACCGGUGACCAGAUUAUAGAGAAGCAGCCACUCCCACCCACCUCCAGCUAUGACAAGUACUUCAAGCUUUCACUGUCGGGCAAGGAGCUGAGCUUCACCAUACCCGACGUGAAAACACCUGUAAUGGCGGACAAUACGGCCGAGUAUAAUCUCUACCAGGACCUCACGGAUGACAGGCUCUUCUCCAUCAAUAUCAGCCACAAGUUUGACCAUCGAGUGGUUAACUUCACUGUGAAAGGAAAGGAGCUGGACAUAAAAAACAAUAUUGAGAUAGUAAAGGCGCCCAAUGCCACAUACAACGUUGAGCCCAAUAUGAAGAUCGUCAUUGCCAUAGAUGCCAUCACGGACCCAGACUGGCAAAACCAGAUUAGCUACACAUGGUUCUGGUACUUGCCAGUAACCACGUCGACUGGUGACCAGAUUAUAGAGAAGCAGCCACUCCCACCCACCUCCAGCUAUGGCAAGUACUUCAAGCUGUCACUGUUGGGCAAGGAGCUGACCUUCACCAUACCCGACGUGAAAACACCUGUAAUGGCGGACAAUACGGCCGAGUAUGAUCUCUACCAGGACCUCACGGAUGACAGGCUCUUCUCAAUCAAUAUCAGCCACAAGUUUGACUAUCGAGUGGUGAACUUCACUGUGAAAGGAAAGGAGCUGAAAAAAACAACCGGUGAAGAUAAAGAGCAACCGUCGACAAAUAUAUGGAUUGCAACGACGUUGGCAUUAUGUCUGCUAAUAGUUGGCGUCACCACCACUGCUUGUUUGUGUAUCCGAAGGAAGAAAGAGAAGAGGGCCCAAAUAGCCGUUCAACUGAAUGAACUAAAACCAUCGGAUAUUCCACCAGAAUUGAUCAACAGCAACAGUGGUAAUUUUGAAGUCUUUCCCAACGACAAUAAUGACGACAACACCGAUCAUUAUGAUGUAUUGCCCGAUGACAACAAUGACGACAACACCGAUCAUUAUGAUGUAUUGCCCGACGACGUCCAUGACGACUGUGUCGUUCCGUAUGCAGUCGUCCAUUUGGACAAUACAGAGCGUGAGGCGACACCAAUGUUCAGAUCUCUCCAGUCACAGAUAACAGAUGAUUAUCUGCACACUGGUUUGGGAGAAUCCAGCUACAUGAUCCCAGCAUCAUCGUAUGUAUUGGGCCGAAUAUGUGAGAGCGAAACUUCAGUUCAGACACAUUCUGCAGUGGCCGAUUAACUAGACAAUGCCGCCACAUUGGAGAUAAAGUACAAGAAGUCCGAAGAACUGAUAAAUGUUACUAAGGAAAUAACAACUAACGCAAGCGCCGAAAAAAGCUGUUUGAUUACGGUAAAAGUUAGGGCAAAUUUGAAGCGGAGACAAAUAACACCGGCACCAAAUAGGAUAAAAAUGAUGAACGUGGGGAAACAAAUUGCAAAGACUUUGAUUUUUGGAGAAUGACGCUCAAGGGGUGACAAACAAAGAAUCCGGAACCAAGGAGUACGUUUUCGUAUAAAAAGAGUACACAAAAACAUUUUUUCCAAAUAGGAAUGUUUUCAUAUGGAUUUAACCUAUGCAGUCAAUUGUUAAGUUCCUCAAAGCAAAUGUAUAUGUUUCUGUUGCAAAUAUAAAUAUUUACCCCCAUUAACGAGCUUUGUCGAAAUAAACGGCAUAUAAAUAAACCUCAUGAUUUCAGAAAUUCUUGGAUAUAAUUGUCAUGCACACAAUAACGACGUAUUGUUGUUUAUAAACAUAACGUCAAUUGUCAUGUAUGAUGUUCGUUCUUUGAUUCAUUGGUGUUUUAUUUUCUUUUUUUGUGGAUAUUGCUGUAUACUAUUCUGAGAAUAGUGUACGAUAACAGAAUACUAGGUAUAAAUGUCGAAUACAGAUUCGUUUAUAUGCUCAGCACGUAUGCAUCUUUCAAUAUUCCAGGCGUAUUGCUCCGGGUAUUUUUGUAAGCAUCGCUAAACAAACUUAUGAGAACUGAUUUCCUUAAACGAGUUGAGGAACAUUAUUACGAGCAGUAAACGCACCUCUUUUUCGAAUCACCAGGACUUGUUUAAUACACUAUGAAGGGGUCGACGAUCACCGGUUAAACUUGUGAAUGGCAUGCUCUUCAACAAAUGCACACACACUACUCUUUCAAAACAAGUUGAAUAACCUCAACAGUAAAUAAAAAAAAGUUAAUUCAUUUGAUAAUGCAGUUGGAUAUUUUGACAACAAGCAUCAUGCUAUUUUCCGAUAACAAAAAGAAUAAGAACGCUAUGAAAACCCAAAAUGUAAUCUUUAAAAUAUUCAAGAAGAACAACGCAUCUGAACUGUGAUGUUCAUAUUUCACAAGUAUCAAAGUUAAUAAUUUGUUGAAAAUAUUAAUGUAUUUUGAACACAACAAUUUCAAAUGCAAUGUUUAAAUGUUUUGACUUUGGCGUAUACAACAGUAACCUGUUACUUAAAAUGACCGCUUAUUAACGUUGUGUGAUUUAUAAAUUGUGUUAAACUACACGAAAUCAUUUCUAUGAAUGUAUAUAUAUAUACACUAUCGGUUUUUACCAAAGAUAAUACAAAAUAAUUAAAACUGUAUUUAACCUAGCACAGUAGCACUGUACAAUUUAUGCUGUGCACAUAUGCAAUGUAAUACAGUCCGUCAGUAAGUUUCGGUGUCCACUCUCUAACUCAACAAGUUUUAUCUGAUCAUACUAUGGACUAAGACAUUAAGAAUAUUUAAUUAUGAAAUUAAAGCUCCUUUUAUACUUAUCUUUUCUACAGAGCAUAUUUUGAAAGAGAUAUUAUUUUGAAACAAAUUACAAAGGCAGAUUUCAUUUAGGGGAUGUGAAGUGAACAGUGCAUGCUGCUUUCCUAUUUGUUACAGUUAUUGUCCGUUGUUUACUCUUUCUCCCUUGAGUGUAAAGUUAUUGCCUUAUAAUAAUUUUUACUUAAAAUUGAUCCGGAUAAAAAGUCACGUCGUGUAAUGUAUGUAGCGGGAGGAUGUAAUGGUAUAGAGCGGGGACUUUCGUUUAAUUCUGAUAUAUUUCUUGUCUUAUUUUGUUAAACGAGCGAAGCAAUCGUGUCUCGAACAUAUUUGUGCGCAUAUGAAUAUUUUUUCGCUAUAUUACAUCGUUGAAACCGCCAUUUUCAAUCUCAAGCUUACUAUUUGUGUGAAUUGUUGUUGGUCUCAAAAACGUUUUAACGUUUUAAUUUUUUUUCUAAAUAUCAUGUAAAAGCAUGAAGCAUGAAUGUUUACUUCGUACAUUUGCUGAAUGUGUUCUUGCGCAUAUAUAUUACUAAAAUUGUGAUAAAAUUGUGUCAGUUAAAAUUGCAAUUAGCAUGUGAAACUCGUUUAAUGAAAACACGAUUUCAAUACGAAUUAGUUAAUGUCAUAAAAACUAGUUUAAAUGACAUAUUUUCUAAUAGUUUUCUUUCGUACUUUAAUUAAAAUAACAUUAUAUUUUAUGUGAAAAUUGGCGUAAAUUUCGUAACGUAUCAGGAAAUUUAGAGACAACUUUGACAGCUCACAUGCUACAUGCACCUUUUACCCUUGGAAAGGAAUACAUCGAAUGUUCAACUAACAAUGCCCUAGUUGCAUACUAGUCGCCAUAUAUUCCUUAUACAAUUUGUCUAUUUAAAUGAUGUUUUUUUUGCUUACAUGUGUUAGUUCCGCUACCAUUUCUUGGCGUUGUAUAUUGCUGUUACUAUUGAUUUUAUUCGAAUUCGCUAAUCAAUGAUAACUAUAUCUGAUUCAUUCUUGCUUUAAACAUCAGUGUUGUUCUUUUUAAGUAUGUAUAUUUCAGUAAUUGUAAUGAGUACAUUUAUUAUGAUUUUUAAAAAUUUCCUUUCUAAAACAUAAAAAUUUUAUUGUAUAAAAAGCUGAUUUUCUGACUUAAGAUAUUUCACACGAUCUCUGCUCGAUUUCAUUAAAGUUUACAGAGAAGCGAGGAAAAUAUUAUUCAUCUAAACAUUGCUCUUUUCUAGAUUUAUUCCGUGUUUAUCAUAAUAAUAAAAUUAUAUAAGUUGUUUUGUUCCUUAUCUGUAAGGAACAAAACAAUUUAUAUAAUUUUAUGUAAAGCUAUUUAAUUUUCGAGAAUUUGAUUUGUAAUUACCAAAUCAUAAUUUGAUCAUAAUGAGGAAAAUAGUAUCUUACGUUAAGUAAAUAUUAUUUACAUGACUGCAAACAUGUUUUUUAAAGGCGUGAUUUUUAAAACAGUAAAUGCUCUCAUUUAAACUUAUUUUGUAUCUAUAUCAAUAUAUUCACAGCAGAAAUGUAUACUUGUUAAAGUCCAACAUAUAU
Dreissena polymorpha is the source of this 4618-nucleotide messenger RNA. RefSeq lists its product as uncharacterized. The transcript has 11 exons. NCBI's taxonomy places the organism in Eukaryota, Metazoa, Mollusca, Bivalvia, Myida, Dreissenidae. The record is from RefSeq and is a predicted model, not a curated record. The coding region runs from base 1 to 1572 and encodes 523 amino acids.